UUCUCCGCAGAGCAAAAGGUUGAGCGGUGGGGAAAGGGGAGGGGGGGGUCCCGCUCUGCCAAAAUUGUUUCUUUUUUUACCUUCCGAAGCUUGUCGCGCUUACCGGACCGGAUCUCGUUCGGUGGAAGUGAGGAAAUGAAGCGACAAUUAUAACGUUACCUCGCCGGCGGCGAGCUCCGGUUGUGGGCCGGUCGGUUACGUUACCGAGUUCCGACCUGACCAUUUUCCCUCGGGAGGGGGACAGAAAGGGGAUGUCUGAGGAGGCCGUCCGCCAGACACGCAGCCAGAAGAGGGCACUGGAGAGGGAUGCGCCACCACAGACUUCAGAACCUUCCAGUUCUGACAAUGAAAGCAAAAAGCUUAAACUGGAGCAAUCUGAACCCACAGCCCAGGAGGAAAAUACACCUAGACCUGACCCAGAACUACAACGGGAUGGUCAGAAUCUGACUGAGACUGGAUCAAAUGAGGAACCGAGGCAGUUACCGCUACCUUUGGAAUCUCAGCCAGUGAAGGACGAGGCCGUUUGUCAAGGGAGCUCGAACAAUCAAACUGGAUGCAAUGACAGAGCUCGCAAGGAGCUGAAGGCGGAGAAGAACGUGGAUACAAUGAGCCGCUUUCAGCCCUCAGAACCAAAAGUGUCCGGUGGAAUGUUGGCUGCCGGCGAGGUAAAGGCAACCAUCAAGGUGGAGGUCCAGACUGGAGAGCAGCCCGUGGACAUGAGCACCUCCAAAGGUAUAAAAAGUGAGAAGUGGCCUCCAUCCCCCGAAGAGGAGGAGGAGGAGGAUGAUGAUGAUGAUGAUGAUGAUGAUGUCAUCAUCUUGUCAGAUAACGACUCUCCAAGUCCACCUAUGAAUGGUCUGAACCACUUGAAGGAGCUGGAUACAGACCUCCUCAUGAAGAGCAGCCCAGCCGAGCGGGAGCGCAUCAUUAGGCAGCUGAAAGAGGAGCUGAGGCUGGAGGAGGCCAAGCUGGUGUUGCUGAAGAAACUGCGACAGAGCCAGUUGCAGAGGGACACUCUUCAGAAGGCUUCAGGGGUGUCCAGCUCCUCCGCUCCCCCUCCUCUAAUACGCGGGUCCAUUGGAAGCAGCAAAGGCUCACAGCAGAUUGUGACUGGUAGAAGUUCAGGCACGGUCAUACCCCCGCCUUUGGUGCGUGGAGGGCAGCAGGUGUCAUCUAAACAUGGCUCCCAGAUCAUCAUGCCGCCUCUAGUCAGAGGAGCACAGCAAAUCCAGGCUCUCCGCCAGCAGCAGCAACAGCAGCAGUUGGCAGCCUCUGGAGGUGGUGGCUCAGGGCCCCCUCCCCUGCUGUUGGGCGCCAGGACCUCAGCCCCUGCUGGCCAGGGUCAGAGAAACAUGGUGCAGACAGGCCUCAUCAGAAUAGGAAGUACUGCAAACUCACUGGGCUCAUCCACUUUGAAGAUUUCUUCCUCAGGAAGCGGCGUCGUAUCUCUGGUGGGCACCAAUGAUAGUCCAGCCAGCCGUCAAGCCGCGGCCAAACUCGCUCUGCGGAAACAACUCGAGAAGACGCUCCUGGAGAUCCCGCCUCCAAAACCCCCUGCGCCGGAGUUUAACUUCCUGCCCUCGGCAGCCAAUAAUGAGUUCAUCUACCUGGUGGGACUUGAGGAAGUAGUCCAGAACCUGCUAGAUACUAUUCACAGAGGAAAGACGGGGGUAGCUCCAUCCAAACCCACCGUCAAAGACCCCAACAUGUGCACCCAGUGCAACACUGACUUCACGUGCAGGUGGAGGCAGGACAAGGCCAAAGGCGGCACCGUCCUCUGCGAAGACUGCAUGUCAUCCAAUCAGAAGAAGGCUCUGAAAGCCGAACACACCAAUAGGCUGAAAGCGGCGUUCGUCAAAGCGCUGCAGCAAGAGCAGGAAAUCGAGCAGCGCAUCAUUCAGCAGUCGUCUUCAUCCAUCUCUCACGGCAGCUCGUCGUCCUCUUCGUCGCUGAAGGCGGAGCAGCUGGUGUCACAGCAGCUGAAGCACGCCCGUGCUUCCUCUCUGCACCGAGGGGCCAACGUCAUCCACCACCACUCCAUCAAGAGCACCUCGAGCCAGCUAUCCCACAGCGGCGUUAGGGGCGUCCCCCACUCCUUCUCCUCCUCCUCCCAGCUGCAGAGCGCCGUGGCGGCCGCCGCUUUGGUCAGCCGGCCAGGUAAGCACGAGCACGUGACCCAGCGCUCUGUCCAGAUUUCAAAGGUGAGCAGCAGCGGAGUCGGCAGCAGCAGGAAUAUGAGCGGGGGUAGUGCCUCAUCCACUGCAUGGAAGAAGCAGAGCAACAGCAACAAAGGUGUGACAAUGGCAUACGUGAACCCUAGCCUGAGCGGACACAAGACCUCAGCUAGUGUGGACGCACGCCAGAGGGAGUACCUGUUGGACAUGAUCCCCUCUCGCUCGUCUAUCUCGCAGACUGCAAACACAUGGAAAUAGCAAUGAAAACAAAAUAAACCAACCCUCAGCCAGCUCUACCCCUUCUUAGCUUUUUCCAAUAUCAUGGGCAACAGCGCUCCCAGGAGGACUGUUUUGGGAAAUACAAUUUCUAAAAAGUGAAGAAACGUUUCCUUUUCGUGUAUUUUGUAUGAUUUACUUCUUUUCUGUUAGUUUUAAGGUUUGCUGUCCCUCAUAUAGUUUUGAUUUGACAGGGGUGACCAAAAACGCAAAUGCACGAGACUUGGUACUUUUUCCCUCCUGUCUGGGUAGGGGAUUAGUUUUGCAUCAAACUGACACAUGAUUGACACUUGAAUGUUUGUCAUGCUCACCCCAAGAAAAUUACACCGGAUAAGAGUUGUAAAUGUUUCAUUAUAUUCAUCCCUGGAGUUAAAAUUGAAUUUAUUUUGUAUUUACAGUAAGUUAUUUUUGUUGUUCUUUUUUGAGACUUUUUUUUAACUUUCUAUUUUGUGGUUUUCACAACUGAAGUGUUUGUUUUUGCUUUCUUUUUUUUUCAGUUUAACAGCAUGAUUACAUUUAACACCUAAUGUUCAUUUGCACCUUAGCUAACAAUGCAUGGUGUUGACGCUCAAGUCAUAUGUAAUUACCAUCUGUAAUGUAAUUUGCUUAUUUUAUAUUCAUGUCAACAUCAUUUUAAUUUGAGUGUUACAUCUUCACUGAGAAAAUUCAAACUCCGACGAGCUGAAUUUGUCCACCCUGGAACCAGAGACCAUGAUCCAUAGUUUGUAAUUGGAAUACGGUAUCUCCCACUGUGAACCCAGAAAGCACAAGCCGAUUACGGUAUUUGCUUUUUUUUUUUUAUCCUGCAACAUCACACCAAAUUGCAUAUUUUCCCUGCUACCAAACCUAGAUUGCAUUGUGCAAAUUGUUAAAAAAACAUUGGUUUAACUUUUUCCUAGCUUCUAAAUAAAUAAAGAGAUACAAUUAAAA
This is a messenger RNA of Phyllopteryx taeniolatus (common seadragon), 3380 nucleotides long. RefSeq names its product transcriptional repressor p66 alpha-like. Bases 252 to 2432 code for a protein of 726 amino acids. NCBI's taxonomy places the organism in Eukaryota, Metazoa, Chordata, Actinopteri, Syngnathiformes, Syngnathidae. Gene Ontology annotation, molecular function: sequence-specific DNA binding. Gene Ontology annotation, cellular component: NuRD complex. Gene Ontology annotation, biological process: negative regulation of transcription by RNA polymerase II. The record is from RefSeq and is a predicted model, not a curated record. The transcript is spliced from 11 exons.